Botrytis deweyae is the source of this 2042-nucleotide messenger RNA. RefSeq lists its product as uncharacterized. The record is from RefSeq and is a predicted model, not a curated record. The transcript has 5 exons. Bases 246 to 1829 code for a protein of 527 amino acids. Lineage: Eukaryota; Fungi; Ascomycota; Leotiomycetes; Helotiales; Sclerotiniaceae. Gene Ontology annotation, molecular function: monooxygenase activity; oxidoreductase activity, acting on paired donors, with incorporation or reduction of molecular oxygen; heme binding.
ACAUUUCAAGAUACGAAGUAUAUUACGGGUUUGAGUUUGCUUCAAAUCAAUCGCAAGCCCCAUCUCUGACGUUGAACUGAAGUUUAGAGUUUCCUACAAGCAUAUUUGUUUGAAAAUCCAUCCUCCUCAAUCCUGCAGUGCUUAUUCGUUUUUUUUUUCACAACUCUCGAAAUACGAACACACUCCCCAGAUAAAUCACUACUCAUAAUCACUCUUAUGAAAUUUGCUUGUCCCACAAGGACAUCAUGCUGCUCAGCAUUAAAGACCUGUCUGAAAAAUACAUUAUGCUGCUCGAUUUCAAAGAUCUGACGGCACUCAAAACAACCGUUGCGGUUUUAGUCACGGUAGUCCUUAUUUCACAAGUCCUUUGGAAAUUUUUCUUUCACCCGCUCAGUGCCUUCCCAGGGCCAUGGUUCAAUAGGAUAUCUGAAAUACCCGGCUCAUGGGUUAUUGCAACUGGGAAACAGCACUCGUAUUACCGGCAGCUCCAUGAAAAAUAUGGUCCUGUUGUGAGAGUUGCCCCAAACGAGCUCAGCUUUAUCGGCGAUCGUGCGUGGGAUGACAUUUAUGGAAUUCAGAAAAACGGUCCCAAUUUUGAAAAAAGUCCGAUUUUCAUAGGGGCGGUUUCUCCUCUUGACGGCCAGACGGGUAUUAGCUUGGCACCAAAUGAAGCUCAUACUCGGCAGCGUAGAGCUUUGGCACAUGUCUUCUCCAACACAGCAUUAUUGCAACAAGAAGAAAUUAUGCGAAGCCAUGUCGAUAAACUCGUGGGACGGUUGAAGAAAAUUAUUGCAGAGAAUCGACCGAUAAACUUUUCAAAUUGGUACACUUACACAACUUUUGAUAUGAUGGGUGAUCUCUGCUUCGCAGAGCCAUUUGGAUGUCUAGAUCAAGGUGGGGCUACAGAGUGGUCCACAUCUGUUAUCAACGUCUUCAAAUCUGCCGCAUGGGACCAAUCCAUACGUAGAAUAGCGGGUGUGAAUACCUGGCUUCAGAAGUUGAUGGUGAAAUUUCUUAUCCCAUCCGAAGCUGCAUCAUGGAGAAAAGUACAUUUCCAGAAUUCUCGCGAGAAGACGCUCCGCCGCCUCGCAGAUGGAGAUCGUGACCAUAAGGACUUCAUUUACCACAUUCUGAAGAACAAGGAGGCGAAGAACUCGUUAUCGCAAACAGAAAUCAUUCUUAACAUGGUGCUGCUCAUAAGUGCAGGGACAGAAACAACCGCGAGUCUACUCACUGGUUGGACCUAUUUCAUCUGUACUCACCCUGAAGUUUAUAAACGUCUUAUAGACGAAGUUAGAGGAAGGUUCACCUCCGAGCAUGAUAUAACUUGGGAAACGGUCAAAGAUUUGCCCUACCUUCACGCAACACUUAGUGAGGCACUUCGUUUGUAUUCGCCAGCGCCUGCAAAUCAGCAGCGAAUCGUUCCUCCGGGUGGCUCUGUCAUUGAUGGACACUUUGUUCCCGGUAGAACCACCGUCGCUGUAGCACCUUGGGCUGCCAUAAACUCAUCGUUGAACUUCAAGUACCCUCAAAAAUUUAUCCCGGAACGUUGGCUCGGUGAUGAGAGGUUUGUAAACGACAAACUAAACGCUUCUCAGCCAUUCAGUCUUGGACCUAGGGGAUGCAUAGGGAAGAAUUUGUCCUUUUUCGAAAUGAGGCUUAUCACUUCCCGUUUACUAUGGAACUUUGACAUGUCACUGGUGACAACGGGAGAACUUGGGUCAACCAAUAAACUCUGGGAUAUGGAUGGUGCGGGUAAGUACAUGAAAGUUUAUCAGACAUGGAACAAGCCCGAUUUGUGGGUCUUGUUAAAAGAGGUUCCUAGAUAGAAUAGUUUGGUGAAUCCGGUAUUCAAGCAGGAAUUUUGGGCUCUCCGUUGUUUUUUCUUUUUCCCACUUGGUUUGAGCUGCUUUGGUAGUUUGAUAUUUUGAUAGCCCAAUUGAUUUAACUCUUCUAUACAUUUUCUCCUUGUGGUAAUGGCUUUACUUGUCUUUCUGCAUUUUCAAUGCUUAGAGAAAGCCGAUACCCAAGAGUAGCUAGAC